Messenger RNA from Rhodamnia argentea, 1900 nucleotides. Its product is annotated as putative E3 ubiquitin-protein ligase RING1a. The record is from RefSeq and is a predicted model, not a curated record. Lineage: Eukaryota; Viridiplantae; Streptophyta; Magnoliopsida; Myrtales; Myrtaceae. Bases 157 to 1587 code for a protein of 476 amino acids. The transcript has 10 exons.
CUCUUUUCCUCUCCUUCUUGCCGAAGCGUCCGAUAAAAAUAUUCAGCUUUCUUAUAAAUCCUCCGUCCCUUCUUCUUCUUCUUCUUCUCCUUCUUCUUCACCACUGCGCUACCUCCCUCCUUCUCUCAUCCGUCGUCUCGUGCAUUACGAGCAGCAAUGCCUGCGCAGAAGCGGUCCUUGCCGGAGAAUGCGAACGAUGAGGACGCCUCGCAACAGAGCCAUCACCACCACAACCACCACCACGCCAAGCAAUCUCGCCGCGACGAAGAGCCCGAGCAAGACGGCCAGCAGGCGGGAGAGCCGCAAGGCGGAGGCGGCGGAGCUGGAGAAGAAGAAGAAGAUUCUCAAGGAAGUCCGUCGUCCAGCUCGGAGGAGAAACCUGAAUUUGUCUAUGUAAAACUAUCAGACAUUCGUAAAGAUGUACAAUGCCCAAUCUGUCUAGGCAUCAUCCGGAAAACGCGAACUGUUAUGGAAUGCCUGCACCGCUUUUGUAGGGAAUGCAUCGACAAAUCGAUGCGACUGGGGAACAAUGAAUGCCCUGCUUGCCGCACUCACUGUGCCAGCCGACGCUCACUGAGAGAUGAUCCCAACUUUGAUGCUUUAAUAGCAGCUUUAUAUCCGGACAUUGACAAAUACGAGGAAGAGGUGGAGUUGGCUUUUCAUGAAGAAGAGAGAAAUCGCAACAAGCAGAUUCAAGCAUCCAUUGCUCAAAUUCUUCAACGGCAGUCAGAAGCACUUGUCAAAAGACGGUCGCUGGGUAAAGAUGCAGCUGGUGGAUUUAUCACAAGAUCACAGCGGAAUCUAAGGCCUUCUACUAGAAGAAGACGGAAUUCUCGAGGAAUUGAUCAUCAAGGUUCCGAAGACAAUGAAGAUGAACAUGAUAGUAAUGGUGGCAAAGAUUCAUCUUCCGCUGAUGAGCGUGGUACCGAAGUUAGGCAGAGACGUCGGAGAAAAAGGACAGGAGUGCGUUCAUCAUUACCUUCUUCAUCAGCUGAUGUUGAAUGCCUGGAUAAUGAUUUGGAAGCAACCAGAGAUACCAGAGGAAUUUCUCCUGGGCUCGUAUGGAACCCAGAAAUGCUUGCAUGGGGUAAGGGUGGUACGAGAAGUCACACGAGACAUGGUGGCAUAAACGGUAACAACAAGAACUCUAAGAACAUGCGGUUAUCCAAGCUGGUUGAGUACCUCAAGAGUUUAGAGGAAAAUGAUGAGUUAGACAUUUAUCUCAUGCUUGUUUCUCUGGAUAAAGAAAGUACUCCGAGUCUGAAGCAGCCCUACUUAUGCAGCAGGCGGAGUCUGUCAGUUAAACAUCUAUGUGAUUAUGUUGCUCACCAAACACCUCUGCAAGCUGAAGAAGUUGAAAUAUCGGUGGUCAAAGGGAACCAUAACAUCAGCCGUCAAGGACCUAGCCUGAAUCUUUUCUCCUCAGCAAGCGAAUGUGAAAAUGUUCUCCCCGUUGUCGAUCCGCAGAAGGCUGAGCUGCAAAUUCUGGAAAAGGAAGCGACGCUUGCAGGGAUACUUGCAGACAAUGGAUCCAUCAGUGACUAUCUGAUUCUAGGAUACAGGCAGAAACGACCCUCCAACUCCUGAUGAGUUCCAUGACCGUCUUCGGCAAUAUUUAAGUAAACUCUCGCAUACUCAGUAUAUAUACAUAUAAUAUGUAGAGAGGUGGACAGGGCUGCCCGCUGAACUAGAGUACAUGUUAGUUGAUAAAGCGCACCAUGUAGUUCCGAAAAAGGCACACAUUAUUGAUUACCUUUAGUUUUUUCUUCCCUUGCUGAUUUUAUUGCAAAUUGUUAUUACCAGAUGAUAUUAGAAGGUUGGCGUCAACUGAACGAGGAAAAUAUUGCAUGUUGAUGUCUCUGGAUUGAGUUAUUCGAAUAGGUAUCAAUCCACUCAAUAA